GUGGCUGCCAGUUGCAGUUAGCACAACCGUCGGCACUACGAAAACGUCGACAAAACCAAUUAACCAAUGCUUCGUUAUUCUUUGUUCGCUCGGAUAAUUUUCAAUGACGUGAACGUUUGUGACUUUUUGUUAUUUCAUUUACAUCUCCAUCUAUGUACACAUCUCUUUUUAAAUACAUUUCGCAAUCAUAAAAAUUUUUUUUUGCUAUCAAACAAAACCCCUUUUUUUUCUUUCCUUUUUUCUAAUACCUUUAAAAUAUUACACAAACCAACAAACGCAAUUUAUAGUGCAGUGUUAAAUUAUAUUCAGCUAUGACGACAUUAUGAAUAAAAUAAUUUCAUUAAUAAUUAUUUUUACAUCCAUUAAUUACAUCGCUGCCACCGAAAAUAAUAAAUUUCACGUGAUAAAUCAUGGCUGCAUCAUUCCUAAAAUUUUAUCGCCGGAUUUACGCUCGCGCAGAUCCGCCGAUUCAAAAUCAAGUGACGUUUACGUGUCAGUAGGCAAUUGGAUUUUGAAAAAUCGUAUCGCGAUUCAAUUGGUGCCUCCCACACUAAGCUGGGUCACUUCUGACCCGAUUCUUAAAGAUCUCAACCCGAAGUCCGCGGAAAAUUGCAAGUUUUUUAAAGGCCACGUCCAGCGGACUAGUUCCCAAACUAUAAUGACUAUUUGCGACGAGCAUUUUUACAUCAUCCUAUUGUUCAACGAGAGCACGUUCACUCUCCAGCCGACGGCGAACGGCAGCCACCUUCUCCAAGAAAUAAAGCCCCCAAAAGUUAAAAGACAGGAUUCAAAUUUCCACAACAGUUUUAUUGAUCUGACCGAUGACACUUUCGAUCUCUACCAAGACAUCGGUCCAACUAAUGUUCAAAAAGAGCCUGGUCCAAGAGAUUUUAUUACAGAUGGAGAUGAGCAAUCAAACUUGACCAACCCGCUGCUAAUGAAGUACAAAUAUCUGAAGAGACCUGUUGUAGGUGACACAAAGACAUCACCAGCACAAUGGCUCGAGCUUGGAGUCGCUGUUGAUUACUCGGUGAUAGACUUUCACGGCGAGCGGGUACAGCAAUAUAUUUUUGCUCUACUAAACAUCGUCAGUGCGAUCUACAGCCACCCGUCCCUUGAAGCAAAUCUUACUCUCGUAAUUCUGAGGAUUAUUUUUUACGUUGAUAAAAAAGAUUCAAUGAUUCGUCAGGGUAAUGCCCGAAAGUCAUUGGAGAAUGUCAACAGGUGGAACCGGCGGAUCCUUUUAUCAACAAAUAAAGCUCACGACGUGGCAAUUUGGUUGACGAGAUUAGACAUCGGUGGCCCGUCUGGGUACGCUCCAGUCUCGGGCGUCUGUGAUCCAGCGAGAUCAUGUGCGCUGAACCGUGACGAAGGUUUGACAAGUGCUUUUAUCAUCGCUCACGAGCUGGCUCAUAUCUUAGGGCUUACCCAUGAUGGAGGCCAAGCCGUCGAUAAUUCUUGUGCCCACGAAACCACUGGCAGUGUCAUGGCACCUGUUGUCGCUGCUACUUUUCAUCAGUUCCAUUGGUCUUUUUGCUCAAGAAAAGAAUUUCAUUAUCAUUCCAGACAAUGGACAUGUUUAAAUAAUUACCCAGACGUAAAUAAUGCGACGUAUUUAAAAUCAUUUCCUGAUAAAUUUACAAUGGACGAGCAGUGUCGCAUGGAAUUUGGCGAAGGCUACGAGCUUUGUAAGCGCCUUGAUUUAACGGGUCUCUGUGCUCACCUGUGGUGUGCUCACAAGGAUGUUAAUAAAGUAUGCAAAACAAAGAAAGGACCUCCUCUAGACGGAACACCAUGUGGUAAAAACAAAUGGUGUGUUAAAGGAUACUGCCAAUCAAUAAGAGAGAAUAAUUUCCAAUUAGCUUUACUACAAAAAAAUAUUUCAAUAAACGGGGGCUGGAGUCCUUGGUCCCAAGGAAAAUGCUCAGCAACCUGUGGCCUAGGAGUAAUUGUUCGCUAUCGCUAUUGCAAUAAUCCCAUACCGUUCGGUGGAAAAGAUUGCGAAGGCCCCAACAAAGAGUUCAUUAUCUGCGACCAACAAGACUGCCCGCAAAAAAGCGACCUGCGACAAGAACAAUGUGCGCGGCAAAAUAUGGGUCUAGGAAAAUUACGCAUGACUUGGCUGCCCCAUUACAUAGAAGACGAUAAACUAAAGUGCCGGCUGAUAUGCAGAAAUGCCGGUACCGGGAGCAUUUACAUUAGCAGCGAGUUUGUGUCCGACGGCGCGCCCUGUUCCUACAACUCGACAGACAUUUGCAUUAAAGGAAAAUGCUAUUCAAUGGGCUGCGAUCGGGUCUUGUCCUCGGAAAAACGGCUCGACGCCUGUGGAAACUGCGACGGAGAUAAUUCAACUUGCGCCUCUAUCAGUAACAACUUUCAGCGUAAAAUUCGCCAAACUUCCACACGUGUGGCAGUUGUACCUGAAGGCUCCUAUGACAUAUCUGUUGAUUUGAAAAUUAUUUCAAUUGGGAAUCAAACUGUAAAACUUAUAUUUCGUGAUGGUAAACGGAAACGACAUGAUGUUCACUUCUUUUUCUAUGACGGAGUCAGUGAAUCAAUUAUUAUUGUUGAGGGAACGGGAUUUACAAUUAAGAAAACUGGUAAUUUGGUUAAAAUUAGUGGACGUGGUCCGACUUUGGCUCCAGUGACGAUAUCGGUGAAGGUCCCGGGGGACUAUAAAAGUAGGGGAGGGGUGGUUUUGAUAAGCUUCCGUUAUACGAUUGAUCGUAAAAAAGAAGAAACGAGUGACAAGUACUCGUGGUUUUUAGGAGGAUGGAGUCCCUGCUCGGUAUCUUGCGGCGGGGGGGUCCGUUACCGGACUGUCGCCUGCAAAAAUGAACAAACUGGUCGUAUUGUUAACAAAAAAAAGUGCUCGUUGAUAAUGAAACCCGUGCAGCAGAUGGACAAGUGUAAUAGCAUUAGUUGCCAGUUUAAGUGGAUCACUGGUCCGUGGGAGAGCUGUUCAAAGAGCUGCGGAUCGACAGGUGUCCAGCUGAGGCAAGUUUAUUGUGUUCAUUCAUCAUUUCCCGAUAAUGAGGUUACCAAUGAAAAUAAACAGCUGGUGUAUCGGGCAAUGAUGUCCCAUGGUAGUUGCGCAGAGUAUCAAGCGCCGGUAAAUAAACAAAACUGCAAUAGGUUUUCUUGCCAAGGCUAUUUCAUCGACGCUAACUGGUCCGCGUGUUUACAAGCUUGUGGUCAUGGUCCGCAGUCACGAGCUCGUUGUGUACGAGAAAAAGAUUUGUUUGAUUGCCGUCAUAAUAGUCUUCCGAAUGAAUUACAGGCUUGUCAAGAUAAACUCCAUGAUAGCAAUAACAGCAGUAAAAAUAAAAAUAAUAAUAACUGUAAAAAAUUAUGUAGUAAAGAUAAAAGUCGCUACUGUAUUAGAUCCAGAAAAAAAACUUGUGCUCCCAGAAACUGUUGUCGAGUGUGUUCACAUUAA
This is a messenger RNA of Microplitis demolitor, 3439 nucleotides long. RefSeq names its product A disintegrin and metalloproteinase with thrombospondin motifs 20. The coding region runs from base 323 to 3439 and encodes 1038 amino acids. Gene Ontology annotation, biological process: extracellular matrix organization; proteolysis. Gene Ontology annotation, molecular function: metalloendopeptidase activity. The transcript has 12 exons. Gene Ontology annotation, cellular component: extracellular matrix. The record is from RefSeq and is a predicted model, not a curated record. NCBI's taxonomy places the organism in Eukaryota, Metazoa, Arthropoda, Insecta, Hymenoptera, Braconidae.